AUGGCCAAAAAGCUGGAGAGAGAACGCGUUAUUUCCCUCCUCAACCGGAGAAAAUUGUGCCUCGUGUUAGACUUAGACAACACUUUGCUGCAUGCGACUUCGGUGCCGCCCCCAGUGGACUGCCUCCCCACAAUUCUGUUAGAUGACUUCGCCCCCAAGCCGGAAAGGCAGCAGCAGCAGCAGCAGCAGCAGCAGCAGCAGCCGGAAGCAGCAGCGGGGACGCCUGGAGCUGCCGCUCCUGCUGCAGCAACAGCUGACGCAGCAGCGCCUGGAGAGGCUACAAAUGCAGAGGCAGAGAGAGGGCCAGACGGAGACCCACAAGGGGAACAGCCCAGCAGCAGCAGCAGCAGCAGCAGCAGCAGCAGCAGCAGCAACGGCAGCAGCUCGUCGCGCUUCAGCGCUCCGCAGCAGCAGACCUGGGAGGAGGUUUGCUUCCCCCCCUCCAGCAGCAGCAGCAGCAGCAGCAGCAGGGAGUACCCGCACUACCGCACAGAUGCUGCUGCUGCUCGCAUUGUGUCUCUUUUGGAGUCUUCUGUUAUUUGCUGCCGAGUUGCUGCUGACGAAGGAGACACUUGGGGCCCUCCUUACCACCGCAGCGUCAUCAAGUUGAGGCCCGGCAGCAUUUCUUUCUUGCGGGAGAUGUCGCGUCACUUUGAGUUGUUUCUGUACACGAUGGGCACUUCGACGCACGCAAAGACAGCGCUGCGGCUGCUGGACCCGCGGCUGCGUUUCUUCGGGGGCCGCGUCUUCACCCGCGGCGACAGCGUGGGGGGUUUGAAGAGUCUGCAGCGGAUUUUUUCUCUUGGCAGCAAACUGAGUGUUGCUGUUGAUGAUCUGCAGCAAAUUUGGAAAGAAGCAAACCAAGUUGUGCAGGUCCACGGCUACUUCUUCUUCCAGGAAGCAGCAGCAGCAGCAGCAGCAGCAGCGCUGCGCCCCGCGGCCGCUUCCCUGUGGCUCGCUGCUGCCAAGCCCUACUGCGGCUUCCUGCCCUCAGGUGCGCUGCUGCUGCUGCUGCUGCGCUGCUGCUGCGCUGCUGCGGAGGAGGUGCUGCUGCUGCUGCUGUGCUGCUGCUGUGCUGCUGCGGAGGAGGUGCUGCUGCUGUGCUGCUGCUGUGGCGCAGUGGUGAGCAGGAGAGCAGCAGCAAGCGACAGAGGAGCCAAACGGCCAGGUGCAGAGCAGCAGCAGCAGCAGCAGCAGCAGCAGCAACGCCACGCGGACGCGCAUGUGCAGCAGCAAAGGGAGCAGCAGGAAGAACGGCUUCAGCAGCAGCAGCAGCAGCAGAAAGAGCAGCAGCAGCAGACAGACAGCAAGUCAGCAGCAAACCCAGAACCCACACACGCACAGGCAGCAGCCUCCAGUGCAACUGCAGCAACGACCCAAGCAGCAGCAGCAGCAGCAGAAGCAGCAAGAGAAGCAACAGCAGCACGAGCUGAAGCAGCAGCAGCAGCAAAAGCCCCGACUGCCGCCGAUCCAGAGCCAAAUGGCGGUGGCCAGCAGCAGCAGCAACAACAGCAGCAGCAGCAGCAGCAAGCAGCAGCAACAAAAGCAACGGACGCAGCGCAGCAAAAGCGGCAGGGGACUCUUCCUGCAAACAGAGAGUAA
Messenger RNA from Eimeria necatrix, 1602 nucleotides. RefSeq lists its product as hypothetical. Bases 1 to 1602 code for a protein of 533 amino acids. Gene Ontology annotation, molecular function: RNA polymerase II CTD heptapeptide repeat phosphatase activity. NCBI's taxonomy places the organism in Eukaryota, Apicomplexa, Conoidasida, Eucoccidiorida, Eimeriidae. The transcript is spliced from 5 exons. The record is from RefSeq and is a predicted model, not a curated record.